Molecule: messenger RNA, 2744 nt
Organism: Cololabis saira (Pacific saury)
Lineage: Eukaryota; Metazoa; Chordata; Actinopteri; Beloniformes; Belonidae
Gene: ankrd13d
Product: ankyrin repeat domain 13 family, member D
Exons: 16
Coding region: 429-2318 (629 amino acids)
Cellular component (GO): cytoplasm
Molecular function (GO): protein binding
Source: RefSeq, a predicted model, not a curated record
GUCGCAGCCCUGCGAUGGACGCGGGAUGGGGGGGAGCUAAACUAGCCUUACCAGCCGCCUAGUUCGGUGAUACAUCGUCCUUUUACGUGGAGAUAUUCAUUUAGAAAGACAGAACUGAGGGGCCACUGUGGCGUGGUGUGUUGAAGUGCCUUGUGAGGGAUGGAGAGCCAGCAGAGCAGCAUGUUGUUAGCCAGGGAGCUACCGGGUAGCUGCUAGUCGACUACACUAAUUAGUGGGCUGAGUUGGCUUCACUCACUCAGCCCACUAAUUCUGACAGGCGGGCUCACUUUCAGUAUUUAUCUGCGUGGUUUUUCCCCGGUUAAAGCGCGUGUUUUUGGUAGUGUGGGUGCUGCCAGUAGGCUGCUGAGACAGCUGUGGUCGGUGCAGAUCUCAGCCUGCUGUUUGCAGCUGCAGCUGCUGCAGCCACCAUGGCCCAAGAGGCGUUUCCUCUGCACGCCCUGGUCUGGAGCAACCAGUACCUGGAGCUGGACCGAGAGCUGCAGAACAAUGAGCAGGACGUGGAGCGCCUGGACCCGCGAGGGCGAACCCCGCUGGAGCUGGCCGUGUGUCUGGGCCACCUGGAGUCGAGCCGGGUGCUGCUCAGAUACACCGCGGACCCGACGUACUGCAACGCGCAAGGCUGGACCAUCCUGCAGGAGGCGGUGAGCACCGGGGACCCAGAGCUGGUGCAGCUGGUGCUUCAGUACAGGGACUUUAAGAGAGCUACUGAAAGGCUGGCAGGGAUCCCAGAGCUGCUCAAUAAACUUCGACAGGCUCGGGACUUUUAUGUGGAGAUGAAGUGGGAGUUCACAAGUUGGGUUCCCCUGGUGUCAAAAGUGUGUCCUAGUGACGUCUACAGGGUGUGGAAGAGUGGCUCAUGCCUCCGUGUGGACACCACCCUUCUGGGGUUUGAGCAUAUGACCUGGCUGAAAGGACGGCGCAGCUACAUUUUCAAGGGUGGAGAUGACGGCGCGGUGGUGAUGGAGGUGGACCACGAGAAGCAGGUGGUGUACACUGAGCCGCUGGUGUUAUCCCCUCGCGAUGCUCCUUCCCUCCUCGCCGCCAUGCAGCCAUCACAAGAGAACACGGCCCAGAGACUCACGUCGCCCAUCGUCUCCACGCACCUGAACACACGCAACAUUGCCUUUGAGCGGAAUAAGUCUGGAAUCUGGGGCUGGCGCUCUGAGAAGAGUGAGGUCGUCAGUGGGUAUGAAGCUAAGGUUUACAGUGCUACUAAUGUGGAGCUGGUGACUCGGUCAAGGACGGAGCAUCUCUCAGACCAGGACAAGUCCAGAAGCAAAGGCUCAAAGACUCCUCUACAGUCUUUCCUUGGCAUUGCUGAGCAACACACAGCUCACAAUGGGAGCAACGUGUCCCAGUGUGCCAGUCCUCACAAUCCCACAGCCAUCACAGCUGAGGAAUACUUCAACCCGGAGUUCAACCUCAACGGCCGGGACAUCGGACGUCCCGUUGAGCUAACCAGCAAAGUCCAGAGGUUUAAAGCAACACUGUGGCUGAGUGAAUCCCACCCUCUGUCCCUGGCUGAGCAGGUGACGCCCAUCAUAGACCUCAUGGCCAUCUCCAACGCCCACUUUGCCAAGUUAAGGGAUUUCAUCACCCUGCGCCUGCCGCCAGGCUUUCCUGUCAAGAUAGAGAUUCCUCUCUUCCACGUGCUGAAUGCCAGAGUGACGUUCAGUAACCUGUGUGGCUGCGACGAGCCAGUCAGCUCUGUGACGGUUCACAAACCCGAGAGCUCUGAAGAAGCUGGUCAGUCUGCUACUCUCUUCCACUGUGAGAUCGACCCGUCAGUGUUCGAACCGCCUCCGGACUACACCACCCUCGGUCCAGGCCGCAGUGAGCCGAUGAGGGAUGAGGAUGACAACCUGCUGCAGUUUGCCAUCCAGCAGAGUCUGUUGGAUGCUGGCACAGAGAGCGACCAGGUAACCAUCUGGGAAGCCCUGACCAACAGCCGGCCAGUUCCCCCGUCACCGCUGUACGAGGAGGACUCUCAGCUGGAGAGGGCGAUCCAGGAGUCCCUGUCCAUCUCGCUGGCCAACAGAGAGGGCGAAGGCAUGGCCGACACCAGCCAGCCUGCUCCUGCGUCCCCCGUGGACCCGGCCACCGACUCUCCGCUCUCGUACAGCGCAGUGACUGAGCCACCGCUGCCUGGACACUUAGACGUGGCCUCCAGCUUCGAUGAGCAGCUGCGUAUUGCCAUGGAGCUGUCAUGCAGGGAGCAGGAGGAAAUAGACAGGAAGCAGAAGGAGGAAGAGGAUGAGCUGGAGAGGAUCCUGCAGCUAUCACUCACCGAGAAGUAAUGUACUGACGAGCAGCGGGGGCAGGUCCACACUGUGGAACAAUCACCUUUAUUUAUUCUGGGGUUGUUUUUUUCUUUUUUUUUCUAUUCUGAGAUGUUAAGUUAUUACAGAUAUUUUAUUUCUUUCUCACAUGAGGGCUGCUAUCACACAGUGUCAAGGACCAGAUUAUGAAAAAUGUGAUGUUGGCGACGGUGCACCAGAAAUACUUUAUAAGUAACGAAGGAUACAGAAGGGAGUUUUUGCUUUCUUUUUUUAUUGAAUAUUUUUCACAGUCUUGCUGUCUUUGAGUGAUGAAUGAUCCUUAAACUUUUAAGCUAUAACAUGAUCCACAGUAAUGAUGAAAACAAGAAAAUACAGUCUUAAUGGAGUAACAUCAAAUUUGAAAACAUUUAUGUUCGCCUACCCUUACGUGUGAAAAAUAAAGUG